Molecule: messenger RNA, 4320 nt
Organism: Phacochoerus africanus (Common warthog)
Lineage: Eukaryota; Metazoa; Chordata; Mammalia; Artiodactyla; Suidae
Gene: CDCP2
Product: CUB domain containing protein 2
Exons: 6
Coding region: 1641-3263 (540 amino acids)
Source: RefSeq, a predicted model, not a curated record
UAGUUGGGUUCGUUACCACUGAGCCACAAUGGGCACUCCUCCCAGGUAAACUCUUUGCCCUAGAGUCCCUGUCACAGGAUCUUCUCAAGGAGCAACUCAACCCGUGACAGUGGCUCAAAUCCUUUGGACUUCAGCUUCAUCUUCUGUGAGACAGGGAGUCCAGCAUGUGCCUGUGAAAUUGAGGGAACACAACCACAAGUCUGGGAGGCUCCCAGGGCCAUGCCCCAUAUGCAGCAGGCACAGGGUUCGUGCCCUCUUUCAUACACACAGCAGGUGUUUAAUAAAAGCUCCAGUCCCCUCAGACUGCCCAGGACAUGGCACAUUUCCAUUCCUGCCAAUCAGGCACCACAGGUAAGCCAAGCCCCAAGGCCUUACCAUUCCUGAUGCUCUUUGCUAAACACCUUCCAGGGGGCCUCCCUCUCGAGCUGGCAGCAAAGGGCUCCCUGGGGACCUGGAGACCAAAGGAUGGGCAGGAGGCAACACGUGGUCCCAGAUGGCUGUCCGAGUUCCUCAGAGGUCAAUAAAAGUCAUCCUCACUCCUGGGCACCGAGCCAGGACCAGCUGGACCUUCCCCUGCAUCAUCUCAUCGAAUCUUCACUGCAAACGGCAGGCACGACGCUGCUCUCAUGGUCCAGGAGGCUGGGCCUCAGAGGGGCCCCACAGCCGAGCAGUGAGAGCCAGGAUUCAGACCUUGCCUGUCAAACCGGAGCCCAGACUCCUCUGUGUUUACCUCAGAUGCCCCGGGCCUGGCGCAGGCUCUGCACAGAGCAGGAGCAUAGGAAGUGAGCCUUGGGCAGGACGGAACCCAAUAAGGCUCCUGGAGGAAAUAGAAAGAUCCUGUUUCCUGUUGGACACAGAGCCCUGAGGCCAACUCCUAGAGCAAGGCCUGGCUCAUAAUGAUAUUUAAGCCAGGUCUGUGGAUCAGUGAAAGGCGAACAUUUAAAAUAUUCUUGGCCAGAAUUUACACUGUGGCCCAGAUCCAUGCUUGCAUUAGGAGUUGUAUACAAUGUUCCCAUCCUGUUAUUCCUGCUGCAUUUUUCCAUGAAAAAGACUCUACCCAUGUCUGAAGGAUGCUUGUCCCACUCAUCCCACUAAUUAGAGGCUCCUCUGGGCUCCGCUACUGGUGAGAGAUGGGGAAACCUGUAGUAAGCGCCGACUGUGUGCUUUCACGUAAACUAGCCCAUCUCAUUUCCGCCACAGCCCUACGGGCAGGGCUGAACGGCCCCACCAGACAGAUGAGUCAGACCAAGACCUGGAGGAGUUGGGUGACUUGGUUCAAGGUCACCUGACAAGUUAGAGGCUGACCAGGGAUGGAUCCCAGAUCUGCCAUCCCCCCAAACUCAUCCUCUUUUUCUACCACCAAAUUCCCUCCCAGCCCUAAGGUGCUUCUCUUCCCCAUCCACUGUGGCCAGUGUAGAUCUCAGAAGUGUCAACCUGGUGACACCAGAUCCGUCACCUUAGGGAGGAGUGAAGGAAGCACCUGCGGAUCAGCUUACUAAUUCGAGGGGCCGAUGAAUUAUUCACACCACCAUUAACUUGGAGGCCCUUCCAGCCUCACCUCUCCUUCUCCUGCUCCAGCCCUUCGGGUCCUUCCUGGCCUGCCCCCAGCACAACAGACGUGCCGGGGACCCGGUGAGGAGAUGCUGGCAGAGCUGAGGUUCUGUCUGCUGCUGGGAGUGGCACUGCUGGGCCCAGGCCCCAGGGCCCAGGCCAUGAAAGGUGUCAAAUGUGGGGGUGUGCUCUCAGCACCUUCUGGAAACUUCUCCAGCCCCAACUUCCCCAGGCUCUACCCCUACAACACGGAGUGUAGUUGGCUGAUUGUGGUGGCUGAGGGCUCCUCUGUGCUGCUCACCUUCCACGCCUUCGACCUGGAGUACCAUGAUACCUGCAGCUUCGACUUCCUGGAGAUCUACAACGGGGCCUCCGGAGAUCAGGGCAACCUGCUGGGGAGGUUCUGUGGCCAGGUGCCCCCGCCACCCUUCACCUCCUCCUGGCACGUCAUGUCUGUGGUCUUCCACUCAGACAAGCACGUGGCCAGCCGCGGCUUUUCCGCGGGCUACCAGAAAGAUGUGUGUGGUGGUGUCCUGACGGGCCUGUCGGGGGUCCUCACCAGCCCUGAGUACCCCAACAACUACCCCAACAACGUGGAGUGUCGCUGGGUGAUCCGGGCGGCCGGCCCCGCCACCGUCAAGCUGGUGUUCGCGGACUUCCAGGUGGAGGGCAGCGAGCAGUGCACCUAUGACUACGUGGCAGUGCUUGAGGGGCCUGGCCCCGCUCAUGGGCACCACUACUGCGGCAGCACCAGGCCCUCCACGCUUGUGUCCCUGGGCCACGAGCUGCAGGUGGUCUUCAAGUCUGACUUUAACAUUGGAGGCCGGGGCUUCAAGGCGUACUACUUCUCAGGAGAAUGCCAGGAAGUGUACACAGCCGUGCGGGGCAACUUCUCCAGCCCCCAGUACCCCAGCUCCUACCCUAACAACAUCCGGUGCCACUGGACCAUCCGCCUGCCUCCUGGCUACCGGGUCAAGGUGUUCUUCCUGGACUUGGACCUGGAGGGACCCAACAGCCUGACCGGGACCUGUGACUUUGACCACCUGGCGGCCUUUGAUGGAGCCAGUGAGGAGGCGCCCCUGCUGGGGAAUUGGUGUGGCCACCACCUGCCACCCCCGGUCACCUCGAGCCACAACCAGCUCCUGCUUCUGCUGCACACAGACCGCAGCACCACCCGCAGGGGCUUCUCUGUGGCCUACCUGGGAGUGGUGCCCAUGAACGUGACCUGCUCCCGCACGGACUUCCAGAUACUGAUAUCUGCGCAGGCACUGGCCCCACUAGAACGGACCAAAGUCUACCUGGGCAGCCGGAGCUGCGCCGCCCAGGAAGUCGGCAGCAACUUCCGGAUCCAGGCCCGCUUUGACACCUGCGGCACUGAGUCUCAGAGAAGAAACAACACUUCGGUGAUCGUCAGUGUGCUGUACAUCGACUUCUCGGCUGGUGGGCGGGAGGACAUCCACGAGUAUGAAGUCCGCUGUGAGCCACGGCGCAAAGAGGCCUCUGUCCACCUGCUGUCCGGCUCCCACUGGCUUGGGCCCUAUGCUGCCACGGCUGAGCACCUUCAGGAAGCACCACCCAGGGAUGAGGCAGAGCCGCUGGAGAGCCCUGUGGCCAUGGUGGCCCAGGACACCAGUGACAUUGUCUUCCUGGGCCUUUGCAUCCUGGCUGGAGUCCUCAUGGUCAUUGCCAUCGUGGUCCUGAUGCUGCUCUAAGCAGAGGCGGGUAGGGACCUGGCAUCUGGCAUCCCUGGGGGAGGGGGACCCACAACGGGGAUGGGACAGGCCUUGGUGACUUGUUGGAGACUAUGGGCAAGUCACUAUCCCCUUCUGAGCCUCAGUUUUCUGGGGCUCUUUCCUCUGCUCUGCUUACCUCAAAGGGCUGACCUGAGGCUCAGCCUCAUAAACGGGUAAGAGCAUUGUGUGCAAUUGUUGUUAUUCAUUUUAAAGAGUCUCUGCUGUAGAAAAGAACUUUCCCGUAUGUGCUACUUGUCAGUGUACCCAGUGUAGUCCCCGGUGACAGAGCUGAUAAAACUGACUUGUUCUGCAACUUGUAGGAGUACUUCACCAACUCAGGAUACAAAUAAGGUCUCUCCUAAUUUUCCAAUGAAUUGCUCAUCCUAAGGCUUCAUCAGCAGGAAGUUCAAUUUCCAUCCAGGAGCCUCCACUCUUCUGAACUGACACAGGAACCCUGAGGACUUUGUCGAAAGCGGGCCAGUCCUGCCUCCAAACUCCAGGGACAGAAAGAAAGGGAGCUGAAACCCCACCUAGUGCUGCCAUGUCAGCCCCUGCCACAGGGUGUCACUGUCGAAGACUGGUGUGCCUCCUCGUGGCUGCCUGUCCACCCAGGUGGCGAUGCUCUAGAGUAUAAAGCACAGGCAGGCCCACGCUGUGCUCAGGAGUGAGGCUGGAGGCCGAGAACUAGUGUCUCUUUCAUGCUGGCAUUUUCCCUUCAAUAGAUCGUGAUCCUUGACUGAGAAGCUGAUUGAAGUCCCUUGUGUCUUUGUCCUCAGCCCUGAUGUCAAGCUCAGAUCCCCAGCCCAUCCUCCUCCUCUUUGGAGCCAUCUGGACCUUCUCCUGCCAUUGGACUUCACGCAGAGCUACGCCGAUCUACUCAGAACUACUCCAGGCCACCCAUAUUUUUCUAAGUUUACAUCACAGUGAGCAGGGGUUGGCUCCCCAAUGCUUCCCUGAGAAGACUUCUGCAUCCUUAUGCAAAUUGGUCCAGCCCUCCCCAGAGCCCUAUAUAUCAAGAAGUGGAGCAAUCUUGUUA